AUGUGGCAGCUCAAUCUUGAUCGAUCAAAAGAACAAAUAGCAGAGCCAUAUGGAUAUAGAACACAGAUUCACGAAGCUGACGACUCAUCAAGAAGAAGGCAAAAAGACAUCAAAGCCUUAAAACAACAAAAAGCUGCAGAAAUGGCGAACAAGCCUUUUAUGGGGAUGUUUUCCACAUUUUUAAUGCUUUACAUGAGUGGGUCAGCUCUCAACAUCAUCCCAAUCAUUAUCACCUGCAUGGCUAUGUUCACUCCAAUAAAAACCCUUUUCUCCUUCAAAGAAGCCUUUGCCCCAUACGAAGAAGAAGGAGUCUCUCUAUUCUUCCCAAAGCUCAAAUAUCUGACUUUAAACAUGAUCACAAUGCUUGCAGGGAUUUACAAAUUUUCUAUUAUGGGGCUUAUUCCUGUUAACGCUGAAGACUGGAUUUCAAUGAUUCCGAUCAGAGAUCCUAUAGAAGUGUCUUAUGGAACCUUAAUAAGCUAA
Messenger RNA from Blepharisma stoltei, 483 nucleotides. The record is from the annotation of a GenBank genome assembly. NCBI's taxonomy places the organism in Eukaryota, Ciliophora, Heterotrichea, Heterotrichida, Blepharismidae.